This is a messenger RNA of Xenia sp. Carnegie-2017, 5422 nucleotides long. Its product is annotated as early endosome antigen 1-like. The record is from RefSeq and is a predicted model, not a curated record. Gene Ontology annotation, molecular function: actin filament binding. NCBI's taxonomy places the organism in Eukaryota, Metazoa, Cnidaria, Anthozoa, Malacalcyonacea, Xeniidae. Gene Ontology annotation, biological process: actin filament organization. Gene Ontology annotation, cellular component: actin cytoskeleton.
CGACUGUCAAGUGUGAAGUUGGUUGUGAAAUAUGUGACAGAAAGAUCAACUGUUUAAGCUCAACGCUUCUCCCCAGAAUUGGACGUUUACUUUGGCGAGAUGUUUCCCGAACGAAGUAAGAACGUGGAUUUAUGAAAAUUAGGUAUUUUAAUUUUGGAAGACGAAAAAUCCCCACAUGUUGAAUUUUGAAGAAGAUAAACGGAUGUUGAAACCUGGCGAAUACUUCACGAGGUUUAUAAACGCGAGGUCAUUAAAUGGCCGACAGAUCGUCGUCGCUUGCUUGUAAAAAGUUCUCUCCGAAUGUGUUUGAUAAAAAUAAAUGUCAGAAUUGCUUUAAACAGAAAGAUACACAUACAGAAGACGCUCCAAUGAUUUCUAACCGUCCGACGACUUUGGAGGUUGAUAAAAGCCAUCCUAAAACAGCUUUGAAGACAGGAAAUUUAUAUAUUGCUUCAAAAUUAUUGGAAUCACCUGCCACAAUCAAUGUAGAAAAAUGGGAGAAAGUGUGGAUUAUUUUAUAUUCUUCAGGCUGUUUGGAGUGGUUUUCUAGCGAUCCGAAGAAUGGAGACUUACCAUUAGGAACCAUCAAUCUCGAUGAUUGUACAGGUUUAACAAAUGCUGAAUGUGACAUUAAAGAACCGUAUAGUAUUGGCAUUAAAACAUCAUUGAAAACCCAUUACAUAAAAGCUGAGAAUCGGCUUGUUAUGGAUAAUUGGUGUCGUGUCUUAAAACCGUUUGUCAUAGCAUCUCCAAGCUAUAAAUUUAAUAAAGCAACUUCAUUGUCAAGGAGUUUUAAUAACCAUGAUAACAAUAUACCUUCAACAUCAAAUUUAGAGUAUUCAUCUGAACGAAAAAUUAGUUUGUCUCGUACAAAGUCUGCACCGUGGAAAAAUAGCUCAACUGAUGAGAAGGUGAAUUCUCCAACACUGAUUCGAAAAUUUUUGCCCUCAGAUAAUUGUUCGGUUAAGAGUGAAAAUUCUCAAGAAAAUGUUGAUUCCACAACGAUGGAGAAGUCUCGUCUAUCAUCAUCACCAAGACAAUCGACUUCAACUGAACCAUCAACUAUAGGAAAAACAAAUUUAACAUACGACGCUGAACUUAUGGAGGCGCAACGAUUAGCUAAACAUAAUCAAGGAAAGGCGGAGAUGUAUUCAAAGACUUUAUCAGAUAUGAAAAAGCAAUUAAACGAUGCUAAUAAUAUGAUCAGUAUUCAAAAGGCUAAUGACGAAACUAAAACAGCUGAAAUUGAUCAUCUAAAAAUACGGUUAAGAAAAACAGAGGCAAUCCUCGAACAACGAUUAAAUGAUUUUGAUUUAGUUGCUAAAUACACUGACGAAAGCGGCACUAAACUAGAAAACGGACCGUCCAGUUUUUACAUGCUUCAAAAUCGACUACAAGAAAACGAGAAAAUGUUGAUCAAACGGACGCAGGAGCUGGAAAAAGCGAAUGAAAGUCGUAAGAAAGUUGCCAAACAUACACGAGUUUUGCUUGUUGAGCUUGAGGAAAAAUUGACCGGAAAUACGAAAAAAAUCAAUGAACUUGAAGAACAGUUAAUAAAUAAAACUCUUGAAUGGCAACACGAAAGAGAUGAACGCUCAAGGUAUGAACGCGAAAACGCAAAACUAAAAAAUGAGCUUAGCAGCACGCAGAAAAACUCUCGACAACGUGAUAUAGCAAAGAGAAGCACGGAGCUUCUACAGCAAGUUAGAAAUGAUCAUGAAGCUUUAAAGAGCGAGAAAAAAUCUCACAAUGAAGUUCGUAUGUUGUACGAAACUGUACAAGGAAAAGACAAAGAAAUUGAAAAACUGCAUGAACGAAUCUCAAUGCUCGAUAAGAAAGAGGCUGAAAUGAAGAACAUAAAAGCUUUACUUAAAGAUUGCAUGGCAGAGAAUGAACAACUACAAUCUAAAUUAAGCUCAUUGCAAGAUUCACAUAGAAAUGAACAAAAGAAAUGUUCAGAAUUGGAAACUAAAGUUGACGAUACUUCUAUGAGGUUGAAAAGAGAAGAAGAGACAAAUAGUGGAUUGCAACUUGAAAACGCUGAACUGAAAAAAGAAAUUGAAAUUUCAAGAAACGAGUUUGAUAAACAAGUUACGCUGUUGCAGGAAGAUAACGAAACAACGAGAAUACGUCUACAUGAAGUUCAACAACGUUUAAAUGAUGCUCUGCUGACCAAAGAUAAGGACUCGGGUCUUGAGGAGUUGGCUCGCCAUCAUGAGGUGCUUAAAACCGAGUGUCAGCGUUUACGUGAUAGCCAAGAAGAUGCAAUAAGUCAAGUGACUCGUGAAAGAAACGAACGUAUGAAAAUUGAGGAAGAUCUUCAUAAAACUGGACUGGAAUUAAAAACACUGAAAAUGAGUGUUCGCAUUUGAAGGGACUAUUUAGUAGAAUGUGAAAAAUAUUCAGCUGAUGAUAAGAAGGUUGAAGAUCGUUCAACUUUAGAUUACGAAGAUGUCGUGAUGAAGAUUGUGAAAACACACGAAGAAGUGGAAGAACUUACGUUAAAGUUUGAUCAAAAGAAUUCAGAAAUUUUAAAGUUGAAAACGAAGUUAGAAAAUUGUGCAAAAGUUGAAGAAACCAUCCUAAGUACUGUUGAAAAAAUGCAUUCAGCUUUAAACGAAACUAUACAUGAUUUGAAAUUGUCUAAUGUGCAAGAUGUUGAAGCAACGAUAGAACACAAGAAUACUGACGAUAUUUUAACAGCUUUGAAUAGUUUACGAGGCAAAAUGGAUCUAUUGAAUCGCUGUUUCAGGAAGGAACGACAAGAACACGACAAUUUAUCAACACAGUACGAUCUCUUGGCGGUUGAUGAGAUAAAAACCAAUCAUCGUAAAGAAAUGGAACAUCUGCAGGAGGCAAUGAAUAAAGAGAGCGAAACACUUAAAUCGCAAGCGGAGGAGGUGAAAUUGAAAUUGACAUCGAAGGUUAUUUUGUUGCAGUCCGAUAUUAAAGAACUUAACGCUAAACAUGAACGGGAAGUGGAAAGAUUGAAUGAAAAACACAAAGAAGAGCUUGAAACAACUCAACUUGAACAAGAGAAUUUGUUGACCAAAGAACGACAUAAAAUGGAGAGUGAAAUUGAGUCCUAUCGCAUAACACAAGAAAAAGAAGUUGAUAGACUCCUCAAAGAACAUAGCUUGAAUUUACAAUCUUUACGGACUGAAAACGACAAAGUUAUUUCUGCAAAUGACGUCACGAUCGUAAACCUUCGUGGAAGAAUCGACGAGCUCGAGAGAGAAUUGCAAAACGAACGGGAAAGUAAACUGAGAAGUAUAGAGGCAUUGAAGAGUGAUUACGAAGCCAAAACAGCUGAAAUCGCGACGAAAAAUGAUGGACUUGUUAGUGUUAAAGAAAUCGAAGAAUUAGAAGCUCAAUACAAGAAACAAUUGGAAAAAAUCAAGGAAAUUCAUGAACGCGAACUGGAGGAAAAUAAAUCUGACAUGAUGAUGGUUUUACAGGCCCUCAAAUCUGACUCAUACAACUCUCCUGCUUCAUUGUCUACUGACUCCAUGGAAGGAAAUGACGACUUGAGAAAACUGGAAGCUCACGUGGAAGCACUAAAGACUGAACAUGCGCAGGAGAUUGAGAAAAUGAAGAUUGAACAUGAAAGAGAUUUGGAACAAUUGCGUCUUGAUAUGGUGACAUUGUUGAAAGCUCAAGAAACGUAUAAAAUAAACGAUGUUUCACAGGUUGACGGAUUUGAUGCAAAACACAAAGGACAUUUGCAGGCAUUGAAACUCUCACAUGAACAAGAACUUAGAAAAAAAGAUGAAAAACAUCAAAUGGAAUUUGAUCAACUGAAAACAGACAUGCUUGUUGCAAUUCAGGCAGCUUCGGCCGUAGGUAAUUCUAGUACCCAAACCCCUAGCUCAUCAGAACGACGGAUCAUCGAGCUUGAGGCGCUUGUGGAAAAACUGAACGAUGAUUUUGAAGAAGAACGCAAAAGUUUAAAGAAUGCCAUUAAGAAAGCAGAGUCUGCAACAAAGUUUGGUUUAAGAAGAAACGAAGAAAUGAGUAAUAAAAUUUACGAAAUGCAACGAGAAAUGGAAGAGAUUGAUUCUAAAUACCAAAAAGAAAUAAAAUUGUACAAAGAAGCAUUUGAUCAGGAGAACGAGAGGAAGACGACCAUUGGAGCUGUGCCGGGACUACAUGCAGAAAAUGAAAGUCUUAAGGUUAAGCUUCAAGAGUUAGAAUUAUCCAUGGAGCAAAUGCAAGUUCGUUACGAUGGAGAAAUCAAAAGAUACAAAGAAAAAUUUCAACAGGAAAAUGUGUUAAGCGUUGAGGAACUACAGUUGAAGAUCAAAUCAUUAGAGGAUAGCAUUGAACAGAUGAGGAUAGAACAUGAUACAGAAAUGGAACGAUAUACUAAAGCUGUAAAAAGAGGCAAAAUAUCAAUGAAUAGUACUGCAAAGGAAAGAGAUCUUGAAAGAAAGAUUGAUGAUUUAGAAUCUACAAUCAACGGAAUGAGACAAAAACACCGUGACGAGGUUCGUAAAUACCGCGAGAGGCUUGAGGACGAGAUGGAACGUCAUCGUAAGGAAGUACAAGAAUUUCGAUCCAAAUUACGUAAACUUGACGCUGAUUCACGUAACAAGGACGACAUGAAGAACAAAAUAACUGAAUUUGAAAAUAAAAUAAGUAAAUUAUCGAAGGAAUCGAGUAAAUAUAAAGAACAAGAAUUUGAGUUGAACGAUACUAAGAGUAAAAACAGAGAGUUGCAGAGACAGGUCGAUGCAUAUAAACGAAAACUGGAAAUCUUAGAAGAGGCUGUGAAUGAGAGUAAGGAGACUGGUGCAGAGUCUCGUGUUAACCGAAACCGCGGCAAACUGCCUCGUUACAGUUCCAUGGACAAUAUACGAUCAACUAAAAUGAAAAUGUUUAAUCAGCACGAGCGAAUCAAUGAUGACAACGAUGUUUUCGAAAUGAAUAAUAAUUAUAAAAAGGCGGAGAUUGGUGGUUAUAAGCUCAACCAAGAUAGCAAUCGUCCUUCGUCGGUGUCUGCAUUUCCUGUCGAAAAUGAUAAUGGAUUUAAACGAAGUACAGAAAAGAAACGAGAAGUUUCAUCGCUCAACCGUUCAACAUAUCAUCCUUCUUACAUUAAGAGCUCAAGUGGCGAGUGGAACAGCAAAUAAACACGUCUUUUGUAUAUUAAUAUAUUUUUGUACUAUAGAUAGAUAUUUUCAAUGUAUUUUAUCGGAUUUUUCUGAUCAGUUGAUCAGCUGAUGUUUUGGCGUCUGUAUAAAACCAACUAAAAUAGUUCUAAUAAUUAACAGUAUUUGACCAUAUAUUAAUAAAUUAUGUAUAUACUCUAUAUGUCUUUAUAGGUACAUUUGUUAGCAACCCUGUUUUUCAUUACAGAGAAAUGGGAUAAUGUGUUGUUUUGCUGAAAGAAGUUUGCAAAAUAUUAAAUAUCAAAACUGUG